AUGGCCCUCGCUCCGUGUUUCCAUAGCUUAUGUCCGGGUUGUGGUGGAGCUGGAGCACCAGGCGCUUUAGAUGAUAUGUUUCAAACCUGCCAGGCCGCUGCGUUGACCGGAAGUGACAUUGCCUUGCGGAAAGCGAUGCUUACGAGCGUCAAGGCGAAGGGACGAUAG
Aspergillus vadensis CBS 113365 is the source of this 168-nucleotide messenger RNA. RefSeq lists its product as uncharacterized. The coding region runs from base 1 to 168 and encodes 55 amino acids. The transcript has 2 exons. NCBI's taxonomy places the organism in Eukaryota, Fungi, Ascomycota, Eurotiomycetes, Eurotiales, Aspergillaceae. The record is from RefSeq and is a predicted model, not a curated record.